CAGCACUUUCACUUUCUAUUCCUCAGAAACACCACUGCCUGUGCUUCUGCUCUUUUUCUCACUGCAGCUGCUGCUUCAACACAGGACUCACGAUGAGCAGCAGCUCUCCAUUUGGAUCAGCUACUCCAGCUCAACCCACCGGCGGCUUUUCAUUUGGAUCAGCUACUCCAGCUAAACCCACCGGCGGCUUUUCAUUUGCAUCACCUACUCCAGCUAAACCCACCGGCGGCUUUUCAUUUGGAUCAGCUACUCCAGCUAAACCCACCGGCGGCUUUUCAUUUGGAUCAGCUACUCCAGCUCAACCCACCGGCGGCUUUUUAUUUGCAUCACCUACUCCAGCUAAACCCACCAGCAGCUCUUCAUUUGGAUCACCUACUCCAGCUAAACCCACCACCAGCUCACCAGCGACGGCCUUAGAAGCUCUGAGCAAAUGUAUAGCUCAAAGUAGCAAAAAGUGCAAAAUAAAAGCACCGACUUUUACGUUUCCAGCAGUUAACCAGAACGGUGAACUGAAAGACACAGAUUCACAAGAAGUCUUUGGACGUUCGAUACAGAUAGUCCCAGAUAUACCCCCUUUGUGGAGGAAUGUGCAGUGGACAGAAGAGCGAAGGACCAGCCUGAUGGAGACCGUCAGCUCCUACACACCGAGCAGUGAGGAGGUGACUCAAGCCAGGGUUCUCCUCCUGGGCCCCGUCGGGUCCGGAAAGUCCAGCUUCAUCAGUUCAGUCCAUUCGGUGUUUAACGGACGAGUCACCAUCCGGGCCAUGGUGGGCUCCUCCUCCACCUGCUUCACCAAAAAGCUGCAGUCGUUCACCAUCUGUGGUCAGAAAGAGAAGUUCCGACCAGACUGGUUCUGUGUGAGCUAUGGGUCUGGGGACGGAGAGAUGACCGGACUGACCCUCCACGACAUCCUGUCCGUCAUUAAAGGUCACGUACCUGAGGGACACAAGUUCUGCCCGGACCAGGCAGUGAGAUCAGAGACUGGAAACUACGUGAAGUGGCCGAGCCUAAAAGACAAGAUCCACUGUGUGGCCUUUGUGCUGGACGCCUCUAAAAUCGCAACGUACUCCAAAGGCCUCAGAGCCUCGUUCCAACAGCUCAGGGAGCACAUCAGUGAUCUGGGUAUCCACCAGGUGGCUCUGCUGACCCAUGUGGAUGAAAUCUGUCCAAACACAGCCAAAGACGUCUCCAUGGUUUACAAGAGCCAAGUAAUAAAAGAGACGAUGAGUAAAGCUGCAGAUCUGAUGGGUAUGGCCACCUCCUACAUCGUCCCCGUGAAGAACUACUCCUCAGAGCUGGACCUGAACGUGAACACCGACGUGCUGCUGCUCAGCGCCGUCGAGCACAUCCUGCAGUACGUCGAUCUGUAUUUCCAGGAAAACACACCACAAGAAACGGAGUCAGAAGAGGAUUCGUUCAAAUUAUGAUCCCAGCUUCAAUGUCGUCAAUUUUAAAUCCCUUAUGUGUCGGAUCGGACUCGAUUUGAACAACCUUAUAAGAAAGUUGCUUAUGUUUUUCUUACUUUUUACUAAAUUUUAACUGAAAAUGUAUUAUUCAGAAUCAGAAGUGUGUAAUAUUUUAUUGUCACCUGCAAAUACAGUGUUCUCCACUGUCAUAUUAGUCGUUUAAAAACUUGCUUCAGUCACCAAUUUGUUUUGUAUACUUUUUUCUUGCAGAAAGUAGAAAUACAAUUUGUAAGCGGUGCAGACUUGUCAUGUAGAGACUAUGAUUUCUUUCAUGUAAUUCUAAUCCAUUAAAUACAAUUAAUCAUGAUAUCUUUGGAUUGUAAUAAUUUAUAAGUUCACUCCUAAAAUAUAAGAUUCUGGUCAUAAUAACAUGGUUUGACUGUUUAUUUGAGAUUGUAGGUGUGAUUGGACUCCUCUCCAGCUGUUGGGCUCUUUAUAUUUUAAACUGUGUAAAGUAAAGUCACAAUAAAUAAGCAUAUGUUCACAUUUGAUUGUGGCAAAUCUA
Messenger RNA from Hippoglossus stenolepis (Pacific halibut), 1971 nucleotides. RefSeq names its product interferon-induced protein 44-like. Bases 93 to 1427 code for a protein of 444 amino acids. NCBI's taxonomy places the organism in Eukaryota, Metazoa, Chordata, Actinopteri, Pleuronectiformes, Pleuronectidae. The record is from RefSeq and is a predicted model, not a curated record. The transcript is spliced from 10 exons.